Molecule: messenger RNA, 7303 nt
Organism: Myxocyprinus asiaticus (Chinese sucker)
Lineage: Eukaryota; Metazoa; Chordata; Actinopteri; Cypriniformes; Catostomidae
Product: BCL2/adenovirus E1B 19 kDa protein-interacting protein 2-like
Exons: 11
Coding region: 376-1533 (385 amino acids)
Biological process (GO): apoptotic process
Cellular component (GO): cytoplasm
Source: RefSeq, a predicted model, not a curated record
ACUAAGUGCACCUUUAAGCAAUUGUAAUUUAAGCUUUUAAUUGUCUUUGAAAAGGCUUUUAACCUUAAGGGUAUUAGGACCAUGUAGUCAUGCCUGUUUGUGGUGUCAUUCUCCACCUUCCCAACCUUCCCUGUGGGGGAGCAGAAGUCAGAGCAGCUGAGCCAAUGGGAAACAGAUAAUUCAGUCAGCAGAAGUCAGAAAUGUUGAAAAACCUGUACUGACAGUCAGGGUGAGUUCCCUGACACCAGAUCCACUCACAGAAACUGGCUUGCAUUGUGGCGAAGCUAAUGAAACUGCUCAGCCCCUCUCAUGGUCAUCUGCUGAGUUUACUGAAUGCAUUUCUAAUAUAGACCCUUUCUUUUAAAGACGUCAGACAUGGGGACUUACUCAGACCAGAAGGAAGGGUACAUGCAAAAUGGGCAUUCACCAAACGGCAAGACAUCAGCCUUCAUUCCAGAUAUGGAGCUCAGGGAAGAAUGGCAGGAUGAGGAAUUUCCCAGGCCCCUUCCUGAGGACUCACAGUGUCCUGGUGAUGAAGAGGAAAGCCCUGGAGCUGAGGGAAACAGACCUGACCCACCGACCAGUCUAGCUCUAACAGGUGAUACUGUUAGAAAGAAGCGAUUAGUGGCACCUACUCUUAGUCUAACGCUGGACAAAACCUCUACCGACCGGAGCAUGAAAUCAGACGAGUUUGAUGCCUCCGCCCUUUCACCAUCUGUUGAUGAUGACCUAGAGAUGGACAUUAACCUGGAGGCCUUAGAGACGCCCUCAGACAGCGAGUCUUGCAACUUUCCAGACAGCAUGCAUGACUUGGAAUGGGAAGAUGAUCUUCCCAGAAUGGGCAAGGCAGCAAUCAGAAAAGCCAGUUUGCUUGAGAAUGCAGAGAUGGGACACUUAGAAUUGGAUCAGGUGGAUAACUAUGGUCGCCGAUGGAGACGAUUCCAUAUUGGUGGGAUGGACUACCAAGUCAACAUGAGCGUUCUGGAGCCUUAUCUCCAAGUUCUCUCCCAUGGAGGUUAUUAUGAGGAUGGAUCGACAGCCAUCAUCAUGUUUACCUCCUGUUACCUACCAGAAACUACAUCAGAACACUAUGAGUAUGUGAUGGACAAUCUUUUCAGGUACAUCAUUGGCACGUUGGACUUGAUGGUGUCUGAGAAUUACAUAUUGAUCUACCUGUGUGGAAUGGCUCCUCGCAAUAAGAUGCCUGGCAUUAAGUGGCUCAGACAGUGUUACAUGUCCAUUGACAGAAGGUUAAGGAAACACCUAAAAGGGCUUUUUGUGGUUCACCCUGCCUGGUACGUGAGAGCUUUAAUCACCGUCAUCAAACCAUUCAUCAGUUCCAUUAUAGCUAGAAUGGUACAGAAGCUAAAGCAGAAGAAAGAGACAAAGAAAGACUUUUUCUUUUUUGUUGAGAAAUUUAGCAGGAAGAUGCGCUUCAUUCACAGCUUGCAGGAACUGGCAGAGUUCGUUCCUGUGGACCAGUUGCAAAUCCCAGACUGCAUCAGAGAGUAUGAUGAGCGGAUGAACAGAUGAAUGUGUCCAAUGGAAAUGCAGAGGUGUACAUACUAUACAGACGACACAUUGGGGUGAUGUGCAUAUGCUGGGAAACUGAACUGGCUGAGGUUACAGGUCAUGUGUUAGGGCAUAUGCUCUAAUGACAGAAAAACGGCUUACUACCUGACUACUCUUUGAUGAAAUACAAAAAGACAGCUGUCCUUUUGAGAGACACAUUUGUGUAAAGUCACUGAGGUGAGUCAGGAGACCUUUGCAUUGAGCAACAUGACAUUUUUUUUACGUCAUUUUAUUUUAUCUGUUACACUGAAACAUUUAAUGUUUUCCUGGACUGUAGAAAAUAUGACAAAAUGCACCCUUCAUUUAUAUUUAAAUAAAUGUAAAUAUUCUGACAAGCUACUAAAGUUAAACUUAGUUACUAAAGUUACAUGCAUAACCAGGCCAAAUUGGAGAAAUAUUUUAAUUAAGGUUACCAUCAAAAUACACAUUUUCAUUUUGGACUUGGCCACACCAGACUAGUAUACAAAAUAGUAUGGGAAAAACAAAAUAUUAAUUUAAAUUAGGUUUCACUUUGUGUUGUUUUAUGGUUCUAUUUUUACAAUGUACCAUUGUACAGUAAGUAUAAUGCUUUAUCAGAAACUGAAUUCAUGUGAACCAUGAUUUAUAUACACACACACACACACACACACACACACACACACACACACACACACACACAACCCUAAUUCCAAAAAAGUUGGGACAGUAUGAAAAAUGCUAAUAAAAACAAAAAGGACUGAUUUGUAAAUUAUAUUCACCCUUUGCUAAAUUGAAAACAACAACUACACAUUAUAUGAUGUUUUACCUUGUGAAUUUCUUUGUUUUUUUUUAAUGUACAGUAAUUUCAAAUCAGAUGAUUGCAACAUGCUCCAAAAAAGUUGAAAAAACAGCCUAGUCCUUCAAGUGCAAGGAUCAUUCAAGACUUGUCAAUUUGCCAACAGAUGCUUCAGCAAAUAAUCCAGCACUUUGAGAGCAAUGUUCCCCAAAGACAAAUUGGAAAGAUUUUGGGCAUUUCACCCUCUGCAGUGCACAAUAUAGUUAAAUGAUUCAAGAUGUGUAAAGGUCAAGACGAAAACCACUUCUGAAUGUGCAUGAUCUCUGAUCCCUUAGACAUCACUGCCUUAAAAAACAUCAUUCAUCUGUAAUAGAUAUCAUGAAUAUGGGCUUGGGAUUACUUUAGUAAACCUUUGUUAGUCAAUACCACUCACCGCUGCAUCCACAGAUGCAAGUUAAAGUCCCUCUCCAGUCACUGGUUUUACCCCUAAAAACUAAUCUUUAAUUAAAAUUACAUAUUUAAAAGUUUUUUCCCAUGAAAAUAAUCCCUUCAUGCCUUAAAGGGCUUAGAAAUAACUCUACAGCUUUGUCUCAUUUAGUAUGCACAGAUCUAUGAAUAUGCAAAUUAGUCCCCACCUCUAUCUCCACUCACCCCUGCACCGUUCGCCUGCAGCCCGGGCUCGCUGAGUCCCCAGGAUUGUUGGUGCCAGAUGGGCUGGUUUGAGUAUUUCUGUAAUUGCUGAUCUCUGGGGAUUUUCACACACAACAGUCUCUAGAAUUUACUCCGAAUGGUGCCAAAAACUAAAAACAUCCAGUGAGCGGCAGUUCUGUGGACGGAAAUGCCUUGUUGAUGAGAGAGGUCAAUAGAGAAUGGCCAGACUGGUUCGAACUGACAAAGUCUACGGUAACUCGGAUGACCGCUCUGUACAAUUGUGGUGAGAAGAAUAACAUCUCCGAAUGCUAUUGGCAUUCGUGUUGGUGCCCUUUUGGCAGCAUGAGGGGGACCUACACAAUAUUAGGCAGGUGGUUUUAAUGUUGUGGCAAAACCCAUCUGUUUUUGGGUAAAAUUUUCAAAACGGGUCUCUGGAAAAUGACUACUGCAAACCUGAGUUUUCUCUGGAAGUUUUGCUGGGACAUUACGAUUUUUCCAAAUAAACUACACCAAUUUAUCUCAGAUUUUCAGAUCCUUUGGAAAUACAUGAAGGCGCCACCAUUCGUCUUUUCACAACUUUGCUUCCGAAAACAGAACAUGUCUUGCAAAAUACCAAUAUGUAGCUACUCCUUCUCAGGCUUCUCCUGAUACCUCUUGCUUUGCCGCAGCGUAUGCUAGUGAUCAGUGGUGGGCUGUGCAUUUAAAGUCCAGGCCUUCAGUGUGAUUCAUGCCAUUAUGAAAACAGUUUCACAAAGAAUAAGACACCCUAUGCCUUUGGGCAUCAUACAUUAUGUUGCAGCUAACUAGUAAUACCAAUCAACAUUUUAAAUACACGUCCACGCAUGAAAGCCAGAACUUGAAACGACACUUAAUGCUCAAGCAAGCCUAAUUUUAACUGCAGCAUGACUGUUUUGUGAAUUGAACAUCUCCCGAACAGACAUUCAAAAAUCAUUUUUCAUAUGAAUCUACUAAAGAGGUCUAUAAUACCUGGAAAAAUCUAUCUAAUAAUAUUUGCGAUUUAAAUGUUGCAUGGUUAUGCUGCGUUCCAUUCAAGUUGGAUGUGGGAUAUUCCUACUUGAUAUCUCCGACCAUAAAUGCAUUCCAUUCCCCGAUAUUCGGAACUGCAAUGCUCCCGUUAGCUUAGCAGGGGUUUGACUCUCAUCAGAGAUGUCUCCUAGCAACCCAACUGAUAAACAAGGCUGCAGCACUAGCAUUUGUGCUUCAGGUGUAUGAUUAUCAAAAGAGAUUAUAAUGUUUUAUACACCUGUUUCUGCAGAUGUUUGUUAAACAAGCUUUAAUAUCAUGUCAUGUGGAAAUGAACUCCUUUAUCGAUAUUACUUAAAGUGAAUGUUUAUCACUUACUUUGUAUAUCUCCCUGAGUGUCGACAUGUUUGUGUGACGAGCUUUUCGCUCUUGAAUUAUGUACAUCACUUAAAGCGUGAUUGCGUCACUCAAGGCCAGCUAGAAGGCCUCGACCGGGACAUAUCCUGAAGAUCACAUCCACCAAGAACAAAUCAAUCAGUCUGAUUGGCUGAUGAAUUUGACAAUCUGACAUUAGUCGCUCAUUCACUUGCACUGUUGAGGGAUUCUGUGGAAAUUCUAAAGGCCUGAGGGGGUGGAGCUCAAACUCACGCGCUGCUUCGGGCAUGCGAUUUGUGAAACAGUUGUCACACUUUGCUUGUAAGCAUCAAAGAAUAAAUUCUGACUGGAUAAACGUUUCGUUUUUCUCUAUUUGUUUGUAGAUUAAUUAAGAGUGGAAAGCAAUUAAAAAUGCAUAGGCAAAAAGGUGAUUGAGAAUGAAAGGAUGAAAAAUAUUUAUUUAUUUGGCAUGUUAGGCCAACAGAGAAGGCUUUGCUGGCCCUGAGAAAUCGCCACUGCUACUGAUAUGGAAAGCCCCACCCCAUAAGUUGAUGGGAUUGGUUCCUAUGAAACCCUGGCUGUCUGAAUCAGUGUCUUUGAUUGUCUUUGGUAGACUGCAGUUCCAAGAUGAAAAUGCUCAGCCAUGGCGUUGACUGACAUGGUAUGUCUUCUAGCAUAUAAAAACACCAUAUGGACAUGUAAAAAAGAUUAAUAACUUGAUUUUCACUGGAGAGGGUCUUUAAGAGCUACUAUGCAAAGCCAGACAACUUCAAACCACAUACUGGCUGAAUAAGCAGAGUGUGCAGGUGCUAGAUUGGCCUGCCUGAAGUCCUGACCAUCUCCAAUUGAGAAUGUGUGGUGCAUUAUGAAGCGCACAAUAUGGCAACAAAGACCCCAUACAGUUGUGCAGCUGAAGACCUGCAUAAUGGAUGAAUGGGGAAAAUUCCACUUUUUAAACUUAACAAACUUGUGUCUUCAGUGCCUAAAUGCUUAUUUAACACUUAAAUAAGUGUUAUUAGAAGAAACGGUGAUGUUUCACAGUGGUAAACACUCGACUGUCCCAACUUUUUUGGAGCGUGUUGCAAUCACCUGAUUUGAAAUUACUGUACAUUUAAAACAAAACAAUGAAAUUCACAGGGUAAAACAUCAUAUAAUGUGUAGUUGUAGAGCUUUCAAUAUAGCAAAUGGUUAAUAUAAUUUACAAAUCACUUCUUUUAGUUUUUAUUAGCAUUUCUCAUACGGUCCCAACUUUUUCAGUAUUGGGGUUUGUGUGUGUGUGUGUAUACACUACCGGUCAAAAGUUUUGAAACACUCAUACUUUAUUAUAAUUUUUUUUCUUUACAUUUUGGAAUAAUAGUAAAGUCAUCAAAACUAUGGAAUAACAUAAUUGGAACUAUGGAAAUUAUGUUGUGACUAAACAAAAUCCAAAAUAAAUCAAAACUGUGUUAUAUUUUAGCAUCUUCAAAGUAGUCACCCUUUGCCUAGAAUUUGCAGAAAUGUACUCUUGACAUUUUCUCAACCAACUUCUUGAGGUAUCACCCUGGGAUGCUUUUUAAACAGUAUUGAAGGAGUUCCCAUCUAUGUUGGGCACUUAUUGGCUGCUUUUCUUUAUUAUUUGGUCCGAGUCAUCAAUUUAAAAAAAGCCAUUAAAACCAUUAUUUUUAUUAAAUAUUAGUUUUAUAAUGAAAUAAAUUAAUAUGGUGGCACAAUUAUAUUUUUGUCUACAAAACUAAUUUCAAACAUUUUAAGUAUACACCUUCAGAUCAAAAGAUUUUUAAGAUCAUGAGAAACAUUUCAGUCAAGUGUUUCAAAACUUUUGACCGGUAGAGUGUAUGUGUGUGUGUAUAUAUAUAUAUAUAUAUACACACACACACACACACACACACACACAUACAUACAUACAUAAAACUGUACCAUAAUUGAGUGAUUCUCACAAAAUCUGUCAAGAAAAUUAUUAUUAAAUUGUAAUGUAUUUAUAUAUCAUAGUAGUACUCUGCUAGUACAGCCUUUAAUUUUCACUGAAUUAAAAAUACUUGUACAACAGCAGCUUUUUUACUGUAAUACAUUAAAAAAAAAGUUACGGUAAUUUGAAUCAUCAUUGAAGACAAUGGGCAUUAACUAAUUUUAAUGUAUACAACUUUAAUGUUAAAAUGUAGAAGAAAAGAAAAAGUGCAAUUAGUUUUAAUGCAAAAAAAUAAAAUAAAAAAAUUGGAAUAGUAAGUCACAUUUUUAGACGUGUUACGGUAAUGAGAAUUUGGGGUAAAAUGUGCCUGAAAAAGUGUCCUGAAUAUAUCACAAUGCUAAAACUCUUAAUGGUCCUAAAUGUAGGCUCCGUUUUUUUAUUAUUUUUUUUUUUUAUUGGUUUAGGGUUGAGUAUGACCAGGAAAUUUUCUUAAGAGGUUUAAUGAGAAUCACUCAAUUAUACAAAGUACUAUUUGGAUUUUUUUGUUUUUAUCUCAGUAUGUUCCUCUUUGCAACUUCUCUGUAAAGUUUUAUUGAAUUGUUUUUAUAUAUUCCAUAAUGCAGAAAAUAUUUUGUACCUGAGCAUUGAUUUAUCUAUGAAUGUAGUGUGCUCAAAUGCAGACCACUUUUUAGCCAACAGUGGAAAUGCUCAAACAUUUAAUGCAAAAUCAGAGAGCCAAAACAAACAAGGUUAUAAUAUUCCUAUAAGGAGUGCUGUUGUUCUGUUAAUAUUUGUAUAUACUUGUUACAUAUUAACAUAUGAAAUGUAUAUUAACGUAUGAAAUAUAUAAUGGGUCAGGGUUUUCUUAGGGAAUAUGGCAGGAAAAUGUUUUCUUUUACUCAGCUGCUGCUGCUGCUUGUAAAGUGGCCCAUAUAAUAGACUCUCCUAUGUGCAGAUAUUUUUACAAUGCAACACUUGAACAACCUGAACUUUCAAACAGCAGGCAUACUGUAGGUAUGUCUUGUCUAUGAUAUUUAUGGAAAUAAAGGGUUAUAUUAAACAUC